CUCAGAAUUCUGACUUUAAUCUCAGAAUUUUGAGGUGGGCACCUGCAGGCAUCCAUCUUCAGUGACAGGGAUGUGUCCAGGUGUGCAGGUGGAGACCUAAUUCACUAAACAUGGUGGAUAUAAGUGAUUUUUUGCGUGGCCGAGGGGUCCCCGAAGAUGCUGUUUUAUUAAUGGAAGAGCAGAAGAUUGACUGUGACGUCAUAGCACUGAUGGAUGACGCAACUUUGGCAAACUACAUUCCCUCGUACGGAGACCGAAUUGCCCUCUUCAAUUUCUGCAAAAGCAAGCAACCACUGUCAAAAAGAAAACUAGGACUUCUGCAAAAACUUCGUGAGAAAAUGAAAACCAGAAAAGAAAGUCCAAAGGAGAACACCUCACAUACAGAUGCAGGAAUAAGACAGACAAAGAAGCAAAAAGCAACACGAAAUGUUGAGAUAGGAUGGAUACAUAGUGAUGGAAAAGUAGCCAAACAGGUGAGAGCGAAGCAGGGAGGUGGCACUAGAAAAAUUCAAAUGGCCACUGAUGCUGGAUUAAAAGAUAUUCUUCAAGAAGGAAAGAAACUUUUUUUUCCUGAUGGCAUAUCUCCUAAGGGAUGUGAAACAGAUUUUGAGUUUGAGGUUUGGGACUUUAAACAGAACCACCUUACUGAUGAUACCUGCCAGUCUAUUGGCAAUAUGUAUGAGGCAGCGAGACUGACAAUGUUACGCUUCUACAUCGCAACAAAACCAAAAGAUCCUGAAGAAGAUGCCAGCGAGACAUCUGAAGUGGUGUUUGUCUCAGAAAGCAGUGGCAGUGAUAGUAAUCCAUUGCAAGUGGGGGAAGUCAGGGGUAAUUUUGAUGAAGUCAUCACUGGUUCAGAAAUUUCAGAUGAUCCAGAAAUAACUUUUGGGCCAAUUUUUGAUGCUGAAGAAGAUACAGAAGACACAUUAGUCUAUGAGGGUUUUCUUGUACCCCUCAGUCCACCUAAUUCAGAGAACGUAAUAACAAUCACCAUACGUCAUACUGACACUUUACGUGACAUGAUUACUGCUUUCUCUGAUGCAGAGAUUUUGAGAAAAACACUGAAUGUGAAGCGCAUACUUCCAGACAACACAGAAGAACCAGGCACUGGAUCAGGAAUACUAAGAGAUGUACUCACAUGCUUCUGGCAUGAAUUUUAUGAGCGAUGCACCCUAGGUGCAACAGUUAAAGUGCCAUUCAUUCGCCAUGAUUUUCCUGCUGAAAAAUGGAAGGCAGUUGGGCGAAUACUCUUGAAAGGUUAUGAAGAAUGUCAGUAUUUUCCAAAUAAACUUGCAAUCCCUUUUCUGGAGCAAGUGCUUUUCAAUGGUGUUUACAGUGAUCUUAAAGCACACUUUCUACAGUUUGUCAGCAGCCAAGAAUGUGAUGUUUUGAUGGAAGCAGUAAAAAAUUUCUCUGCAGUUGACUUGGAUGAUCUUGUGGAAGUUCUUGACAGCUAUGGCUGUAGAAAAAGAAUCACUGCUGAGACUCUUCCUACAAUCCUUGAUGAAAUAGCACACAAAGAACUUGUCCAAAAACCAAUGUUUGUUAUUGACUGCUGGAGGGAGAUCAUCAACCCCCAUAUCUCCCUCAGUCCGGAGGCACUGACCAAGUUAUUCUCUGAACUGCAACCAACUUCAAAAAAAGUGUGCCAGUUUCCUGAAAUUUGCUGUGGAUUUGACUCCACAACAAAAGAAGUGAAAAUCAUCUCAAAAGAUUCAUCAGAGAGUUGGAUAACAUUAAACUUCAGAAAUUUAUGCGUUUCUGCACCGGAUCUGACCUUAUAG
This is a messenger RNA of Oreochromis aureus, 1784 nucleotides long. RefSeq lists its product as uncharacterized. The record is from RefSeq and is a predicted model, not a curated record. Lineage: Eukaryota; Metazoa; Chordata; Actinopteri; Cichliformes; Cichlidae. Bases 111 to 1784 code for a protein of 557 amino acids. The transcript has 2 exons.